Messenger RNA from Anopheles darlingi, 976 nucleotides. RefSeq lists its product as uncharacterized. Lineage: Eukaryota; Metazoa; Arthropoda; Insecta; Diptera; Culicidae. The transcript is spliced from 3 exons. The coding region runs from base 207 to 959 and encodes 250 amino acids. The record is from RefSeq and is a predicted model, not a curated record.
UGCUGUCAACUGCCCGAAGACUGCAGGAAUACUGCAGGAAAUUGGCAGAACAAAAAUAAAAUUGGCUGGCGGCGCAUAAAAAUGGGGCUAAUAAAUUGAGUUAGCGUUUUAAAAUUGCGGCGAUAAUCAACGGUUUUUGGACGGGAAACGCGUGUGAUUUAAGAUACAAGUAGGUUAAUUUAGAGAAGAGUCCAAAUUUGUAGACUAUGGCACUCCGUAACGUUAAUGAUAACGAAGACGUUGGGAGCCGUCGUCUAGUUUUGUGGACUCGGGCGCUAAUUUUCCGACUGAUUGAUGCGUUGCGCGAAGAACCGAUGUUGUGGAAUCAGCAGCAUCCAAACUUUAAGCUUCGCUCAAAAAAGAAAGUAGCCCUGAUGAAGAUUGCUCGGGAUUUGCAGCUACCUGUUCCCGCCGUGCGCCAGAAAAUAGACGUGCUAAAAGGGACAUUUCAUAAAUACAGGAGAGCUCUUCAAGCGCGUGGUGGAGAUCUACCUGAAAAAACCUGGUUCGCUUACGAGAGGCUCAUGUUUUUAGCACCUGACGAUCAAUCUUCUAUCGCAUCCAACGUUGUAAGCGUCAAGAUGGAUGAAGAGGAAGAGACAACGUACAGCAUAGCAUACAACAUACAGGAAAAUCGGAGAGAAACAAUACCGCCCCGAGCUUACGAUUCUCCACCAUCACCUACCAAACCAUCACGGCUAAGGAGUCGGUUGGAAUGUUCGCAAACCGCCAAAGAAAAACUGGUGCAGGUCAUCGACGAAGGUACGAACAGGAAGGAAGAGCACACGUGGCCCAACGUAUUGGCUGCAACCGUCGGUUUGAUGGUACGCCAAGCGGGUCCGCGGUCCGAACCGGAAAUGUGGCGGCUACAAGACUCUCUGAUUCAAUUGAUGCGCCGAUUUCACAAGGGCGAGUUUGCAGAGGAUCGGCUACAUGAAUCGACAGAGGAGAUAAUGUAAUAAAACCCAAAUUACAU